AUGGCUGAUACCGUGGGGAAGACUGAGAUCGAUGAUUCUCAGAUCGUAGCUCCCCAUGUCACUGUUGACAAGCGCGUCAGUGACGACCAGGAGACCGCCGAGAAGGGUCACUUUGAGCACAUUAACCUGAACCAGAAUACCUCUGCGAAGAUCAAAAACCCUCUCGCUGACCUCACCACGGAUGAGGUUCUUCACGAUGUUGAGGAGUUUGCUCAUGAGCAUCAGCUGACUGACAUUCUUGAUGACCUGAAGAAGGGGGCUCUUGUCGCUCGUGAUCCUAACAAUUACGAGUCGGUCCCUGAUAUGACAGAGGCUGACAUUACCGCCAUUGACAAUGAAGUCACUCACAAGUGGCGCCAGCCCGUGGCUUUGUAUUUCACCAUUAUUCUUUGCUCUAUCGGUGCGGCUGUUCAAGGAUGGGAUCAGACAGGAAGCAAUGGAGCCAACCUUUCCUUCCCUGAUGCUCUUGGCAUCCCUGAAAAGAAUAACCCCCACGCCGAGAGAAACCAGUGGCUCGUCGGUGUUGUUAAUGCAGGACCGUACAUGGCCAGUGCUGCCUUGGGCUGCUGGUUGUCUGACCCCUGCAACAAAAUCUUGGGCCGCCGCGGUGCUAUCUUCAUUUCGGCUAUCUUCUGCUUGCUUACUCCUAUCGGCUCUGCCGUGAGUCAAACCUGGGAGCAGUUGCUCGUCACUCGUCUUCUUCUGGGCCUUGGAAUGGGCUUGAAAGCAUCCACUAUUCCCGUCUUCUGCGCAGAAAACUGCCCAGCCAUAAUUCGUGGAGGUCUGGUAAUGAGCUGGCAACUGUGGACAGCCUUCGGUAUCUUUCUUGGUACCAGUGCAAACUUGGCCGUUAAAGAUACUGGAGACAUUUCCUGGCGUCUGCAACUUGGCUCUGCUUUUAUCCCCGCCGUCCCUCUCCUCAUUGGCGUGUACUUCUGCCCUGAAUCCCCUCGUUGGUACAUCAAGUGCGGCAAGAUGAGGCAGGCGUAUCAAUCUCUCUGUCGUUUGCGCAACACGAAGCUCCAGGCCGCGCGCGAUCUUUAUUACAUCUACGCGCAGAUCAAAGUUGAGCAGGAGAUUGUGGGCCAGAGUAAUUAUGUCACCCGCUUCAUUGAAUUGUUUACUAUUCCUCGGGUGCGACGUGCCACUCUGGCCUCGUCAGUGGUGAUGAUUGCGCAACAGAUGUGUGGUAUUAACAUCGUGGCAUUCUACUCUUCCACCAUUUUCCAGGAGGCGGGUGCUAGUGUGACCGAGGCCCUUUUCGCCUCGUGGGGAUUUGGGUUGGUCAACUUCCUGUUUGCCUUCCCAGCUGUGUUCACCAUUGACACAUACGGACGCCGAACCUUGCUGCUGUUUACCUUCCCGCAGAUGGCCUGGACUCUGUUGGCUGCUGGCUUCAGCUUCUAUAUUCCAACCGAAUCCAAAGCCCACAUCGGCUGUAUCGCUCUGUUCAUCUUCCUGUUCGCAGCGUUCUACUCUCCGGGUGAAGGUCCCGUGCCUUUCGCCUAUUCCGCGGAAGUUUUCCCUUUGUCUCAUCGCGAGGUUGGAAUGUCCUGGGCUGUCGCGGUUUGCCUCAGCUGGGCAGCAGUGCUUUCCAUCACCUUCCCUCGUAUGCUACAUGCCAUGACCCCAACCGGAGCAUUUGGCUUUUACGCGGGAUUAAACAUCACUGCCUUAGUCAUGAUCUUCCUUUGGGUGCCCGAGACCAAGCAGCGCACUCUCGAGGAAUUGGACUACAUCUUCGCAGUCCCGACCCGCGUCCACAUCCGCUACCAGGUCUUCAAGGUUCUUCCCUGGUGGAUCCAGCGGUUCAUCUUCCGUCGUAAAGUCGAGCUGGAGCCUCUUUACAAGUUUGACCACAUUGCCACCCGUACCUCUUAG
Messenger RNA from Aspergillus steynii IBT 23096, 1881 nucleotides. RefSeq names its product galactose-proton symport. The coding region runs from base 1 to 1881 and encodes 626 amino acids. Gene Ontology annotation, biological process: transmembrane transport. Gene Ontology annotation, molecular function: myo-inositol:proton symporter activity. NCBI's taxonomy places the organism in Eukaryota, Fungi, Ascomycota, Eurotiomycetes, Eurotiales, Aspergillaceae. The record is from RefSeq and is a predicted model, not a curated record. Gene Ontology annotation, cellular component: membrane. The transcript has 8 exons.